Molecule: messenger RNA, 1296 nt
Organism: Alternaria atra
Lineage: Eukaryota; Fungi; Ascomycota; Dothideomycetes; Pleosporales; Pleosporaceae
Exons: 1
Coding region: 1-1296 (431 amino acids)
Molecular function (GO): protein binding
Source: RefSeq, a predicted model, not a curated record
AUGCUCCGAUCGCCCUCAAUCUCGUCCUCAAAUUGCAAACCCACGACCAUCAAUGACCUUCCUGAGGAACUGCUGCUCAACAUCGGCGCGCAAUUUACAAAUCUGAACCGCAAUCGGGACCUUGCAAACCUUGCGCUUGUAUCCAAACGAUGGCAUCCUAUCGCGCAGGAAUGGUUACUCAUAGAGCCGAGGUUUAACCUCACGUUCAUCGAUCGGUAUAUGUGGGAGAUGGGCCAUCGGUCCCACUUGCUGUCGCGCGUUAAGAGAAUGGAAAUUUGGAGCAGCAGUGAAGGACGAACAACAAAGACGAGAUAUGUUAGUCGCACUGGAGUAUACAUAUACCUCGCCGACGUCACGUAUACUCCGACACCCGCUCCAGAUCGCAUAACGCAGGAAGCUGAGUUCAUGGAGGUGUGUAAGACCAUGAUCAAGCACUACGCCACCACUAAACGACAUGCGAAGGAUUGGAUAUACUCCCUCCAGGCGGACAUUGUUCCCGCGCUAUUCGGCGUCCUUCUCUGCGCGCUACCCAAUCUACGUGAAUUGAAGGUCGGCGACGCAUGGCUGAUGGACUUCCCUUUCUUCGCCAAUACGCGUUCUCCGUCCGCCAUCGCGAACAGUCCACAUCCAUGGGCAUGGGAACACAGCUUCCUCAGCGGCGCGCUUACAGCCACACUACCUCUUCUGACAGUCUUAGAGGUGCCGAGUGAUAUGACGGCUUUGAUUUUCGACCAUAGCAUGACCACGCUUUUUGAUUUCCGACGUUUCGAGAACCUGAAGGAACUCACUCUCACCAUGAAGGCGAUUCAAGGGCACGGAACCUUCCGCCAAGCAACCCCGCUCGCUGACCCAAGAGAAAUCUUCCCGAAGAUACUGGAAAUACUACGCAUUAGCGAGGCGACACAUAUCACAGCCAACUUCCUCAACCAACUCUGUCUCGCCAAGAAAACCUCCUAUUUCCCCAGCCUAAAGCGUGUCGAGGCCUACCACAUGGAACAUUUAGAGAACACCAGAUUCAACGCCAACCAGAGGAGAUGUCUAGACCCAAUAGAUGAUGUACGCACCAUGUUCCGCGAUGCUGAGGUUGCGGUGUAUCUCUACUUCCCGCCCUGGACCAUGACGACGUGGGAGUCGGAGGGUGGUACGCCGUGGAGAAUGAAGACUGAACCGGACGAGCUACAUCGUGGAGAAUAUACGUGCUAUAGGAAAGCGAUGGGUCCUUUUGGAGUACCCCAGGAGCCGAUGAACAGGGUUGAGAUUGAGUGGGACGCUGAGGGAGAUGCAGUCAUGAUCUAG